CAGAAAUAAAUUAAAGCACAUUCUUGAAGAAUAUAUAUCAAGAACUAGUACUAGAAGUAGCAGUAUUAUAAUUGUGCAUGCCACCACUUUAUAUCUUUUUUCCUUAUUAUUAGCUUCAUAAACAUUAAUUAAGAUAAACUCACCGGAUAUAUUAGCCAUGGAUGAAGCACAGGUGCAGGUAUGGGAAGGGUACAUAGAUUGGAGGAACAGACCUGCCAUAAGAGGAGUUCAUGGUGGAAUGCUUGCAGCUUCCUUCGUUUUAGCGGUGGAGGUAUUGGAGAACCUAGCAUAUAUUGCAAAUGCAAGCAAUCUUGUUAUGUACGUGUCCAAAUUCAUGCACUUUUCGCCAUCCAGCUCUGCCAACAUUGUCACAAACUUCAUGGGAACAGCUUUUCUUCUUGCUAUUCUUGGUGGAUUCCUUGCAGAUGCUUUCUUCACCACUUAUUCCAUAUAUCUCAUAAGUGCUGCUAUAGAAUUCGUGGGUCUACUAAUUCUAACAAUACAAGCUCAUAUACCAGCACUGAAACCACCAAGCUGCAUCAUGGGAACCACCAACAGUGGUGCAUGCGAGAAAGUUGACGGUGGUGGAGAUGCAGCUAUGCUAUUUGCAGGGCUGUAUCUGGUGGCGCUCGGCGUCGGCGGCAUCAAAGGAUCGCUUCCUCCGCACGGUGCAGAGCAGUUUGACGAGAGCACAGCAGAGGGAAGGAAGCAGAGGUCUUCAUUCUUUAAUUACUAUGUGUUUAGCCUCUCAUGUGGUGCUUUGAUUGCAGUCACUGUUGUGGUUUGGAUUGAAGACAACAAGGGUUGGCAAUGGGGUUUGGGUGUCUCAACUGCAUCAAUAUUGAUCUCUAUUCCACUUUUUCUUCUUGGUUCUCACAAGUACAGGAACAAGCUUCCUGUUGGAAGCCCCAUUACAACCAUGCUCAAGGUAAUUGCAGCAGCAAUUUGCGACAAGUGGUGCAAAGCAGGGAAGAACUCAAGCAAUGCUAUAAUGAACAUGAGCCCAUCUGAAAUACUUGAAACAGAGGAAACCAACAACAAUGUCAAAGAAGAUCAUCAAUAUCAUCAUCAAAGCCCGUUAUCAGAGAGCCUCAAAUUCCUGAACAGAGCAGUGACAUCACAACCAUGCCACCCAAUGCUCCAAUGCACAGUGAAGGAAGUUGAAGAAGUCAAAGUAGUCCUAAGAAUCCUCCCCAUUUUCAUGUCAACCAUAAUGCUAAACUGUUGCCUAGCUCAACUUUCCACCUUCUCAAUCCAACAAUCAUCCACCAUGGACACAAAUCUUGGUUCCUUCAAGGUCCCACCAGCUUCUCUCCCUGUAUUCCCAGUUCUCUUCAUCAUGGUUCUUGCCCCCAUGUACGACCACGCCAUCCUCCCAUUCGCAAGAAAAAUAACCAGAACCGAAACCGGAAUCACGCAUUUACAAAGAAUUGGAACAGGGUUGGUUCUUUCCAUUGUGGCCAUGGCAGUUGCCGCGUUAGUCGAAACAAAGAGAAAGAAAACGGCGUUGAUUCAUGGUCUAACGGAUUCAACGGAGCCUCUUCCCAUAACGUUCUUGUGGGUGGCGUUACAGUACUUGUUUCUUGGCUCUGCUGAUCUUUUCACUCUUGCUGGGAUGAUGGAGUUCUUCUUCACUGAAGCGCCAUGGAGCAUGAGGUCUCUUGCAACCGCGCUUUCUUGGGCUUCUCUUGCCAUGGGUUAUUACUCCAGCACUGUUCUUGUUUCGCUCAUUAACAAGGUCACAAGUGUGGUUGGACACACGCCAUGGUUGUUGGGUUCCAACUUGAAUCACUAUCAUCUUGAGAGGUUUUACUGGUUUCUCUGUGUUCUUAGUGGAAUCAACUUUCUUCACUAUCUAUUCUGGGCUUCUUCCUACAAAUACACAACACAAAUAUGAUAAUCAUACCACCACCUAGAUCAGUGCUUUGAUUUCUUGCAGCUUCUUCAACUUUAUCAUAUCAACUUUAAACACGGUUAUUUACAAUAAUAAUGAGUUUCAUGAUUAGCUUUA
This is a messenger RNA of Arachis stenosperma, 2011 nucleotides long. Its product is annotated as protein NRT1/ PTR FAMILY 4.6-like. Gene Ontology annotation, molecular function: transmembrane transporter activity. Lineage: Eukaryota; Viridiplantae; Streptophyta; Magnoliopsida; Fabales; Fabaceae. Gene Ontology annotation, biological process: transmembrane transport. Gene Ontology annotation, cellular component: membrane. The record is from RefSeq and is a predicted model, not a curated record. The transcript is spliced from 5 exons. The coding region runs from base 158 to 1897 and encodes 579 amino acids.